CCCCAGGCGCUGGAUUCAGUUUACUUCACUGGCUUUGCAGAGACCAACAAGACCUUUGUGAUUGCUCGUCUGGCCAAACGUCCCAACGGGAUCUGUGAGAUGUGGCUCUUCCUCAGGGUGGACGGAAUAGGAGAGUUUGAACACCCACAACAUCCCAACAUGAUGGUGAGUGAUGAAUCGGAAGAGAUUUGGAGUGCAGGAGGGCUCACUAUUGAAUACUUAGAGCCUCAAAGUCACUGGAAAAUAAGCUUCGAUGGAUUACUCAGAAAAGGACCCUACCGACAGCAGUGGAGUGAAGAGGAGGGUGAACUUGUACCAGUUAAAUUCACUUUGCACUGGGAGAACUUCACAGAAGUCUUUAACUUCAGUGUCGACAGUCACCCCAGCACAUUUGCACGUGCUUUUGCCCAGGAACCGUGGACCAUCGAGUUCUUCCAGAGGGUCAAAAAACAAAGGGAACAACAUUUCCGACAUGAGCAAUGGGGCGAGUCUGUUGGAGAAAUUGAAAUUGAAAAUCAUGAGAAAACUCAGCUUUCCCUCAAAGGCGUUCGGAGCCACUCUUAUGGUAUCCGGGACUGGUCUGAGAUUUACCGUUAUGUCAUGAUUUUGGCACACUUUGAGGAUGGGACUGCAGCACAUUUAACAGUUAUUAAUAUGCCAGCUACCACAACUAACCUCGCUGUAGGUUAUGUCUUUUUCCCUGAUGGGAGGAAGGCUGGCAUUGAGUGGUCCAACACCUCUCUGGCUGAGAUGGCCGAUGAUGGUGUUAUCAAGGAUGAAUACGGAGUCAGCUUUACCGCUGGUGGCAAGAACUUUGAUGUUUCUGCAACGCUGGAUAAGCAGGCUUGCCCCGUGGUGUAUAAUGGCCUGACUGGAAGAGGUGUUUUCCACGAGUGCAUUGCAGAUUUCCAACUAAAUGGCUCAACGCGAGGCUGGGGCUUGGUUGAAUUUUAUUACAGGGACGAAGCCGCCCAGCCGGUUCCAAAUUUGCAGCUGGGUUCAAAAGCCAAAGGAGCAGACCUUUCCUCUUGGAGCCCUGUGACCAACAGCUCUCCCCCGUGAGCGUUUGCGAGCCUGCCCCAGCGGCGACAGCAAGCAGCAGCUUUAGAAAACAUGUUAUUCUCUGCAAAAUGCGCAGUUUUGAGGGUGGAACUCGUUGUCGCAGGAUGCUGCCGAGGUGGAGGGUAUAAAAGGAUUUGGGAGAAGUGAGAUACAUUUCCAGUGGUGUGGCUCUUAGCUGUUACUGACUGUGGUGGUCUGGAGGGAAUUUAAAGGAAACCUGGAGGACUGCAUGAGGAGGGAUUGCUCUACGCUCUGCCUUUUUGGUAUUUUUCCAAAGUUUCCAGCUGCUCCCCACAAUGACGACCAGGACACUGGGCAACGUGGAUCUCUGGCCCAAUUUAACAGUUCCUCUGUUCUUUCAGAUAUGUUUUUGAAAUAAAAGCUGUAUCUUUCUGAACUCUUUGGUUGUUAUCACCAUUAAAACAUGGGAAAAAGCUGUUACUGGAAACUA
This is a messenger RNA of Calidris pugnax (ruff), 1513 nucleotides long. RefSeq lists its product as uncharacterized. The transcript has 10 exons. NCBI's taxonomy places the organism in Eukaryota, Metazoa, Chordata, Aves, Charadriiformes, Scolopacidae. Bases 100 to 1062 code for a protein of 320 amino acids. The record is from RefSeq and is a predicted model, not a curated record.